AUGGGUGACUAUGAUAAAAUCAUUGGUAUGUUCAAGUUGACUGUUCUUGCGAAGUUGGCUCUUCCACUAACUGUGGUUGUUACGUUGCUAGGUGUCCUACUCAUAGGCCUGUUCUUCAAUACGUAUCUUUACGGCCUUGUCACAUACCAGUUCAUAGUAUAUCACAACACAAAGUUUAACGAUAGGCUAUGGAUCAGGGCGGUCGUUGGAGGUCUCUUCGUGUUGGAUACGGUACAUAGUAUAGUAGCCGUUUACGCCGGUUGGGACAUGUGCGUCACAAACUACAACAAUCCGGCUAGUUUGCUAUUUGUUCCCUGGACUAUUCCUUUUACAGCGGUAGCCACAUCGAUUGCAGCCUUUGUUACCCAAGGAUUCCUAGGCCAUCGCGUUUACAUUCUGACCAAGAGCAAGUACCUAUUAGCAUUUAUUUGGGCGCUGAGCUCCAUUGGCCUCAUUUUUGGAUUCUACUCUGGAAUCUAUUCUGGGAUUCUGGGAGUAGUCAGCAAAUUUGGCCCAUUGACCCCUUUUGUCACGCUUUGGCUAGCCUCUCAGACCGCUGCAGAUCUUACUAUCACAGGUGUUCUCAUAUAUGUGCUAAGUCGCUCCCGCACAGGAUUUAGAAGAACCGACACAAUUAUUAGACGUCUAAUGAGAGGCGCCAUACAAACAGGACUCUUUGUUUCCAUAUUUGCUCUUGGGGAUCUGUUCAGCUUCUUGCUUCUUCGUAAAACAACUAAUCUAUAUGCAAUGUUUGCAUAUCCGAUUGGACGCAUCUAUACAAACACACUUCUCGACACCCUGAAUGCGCGGACAUCGCUGAAAUCAACGAACAACUCCAAUGCAGAGACCGCUGAUACAUACAGGCUACAGAAUCACUCCACGAUUCCGGGACAUGCAACGUAUUCAGUCAAUGUUCAAAAGGAAGUUAUUACCGAUCUUCCAGACCGCGAACAUGAUUAUGAUGCCAAUCCCCCAACCAACGUUCAUACUGGGUCGUCUGAACCAUCCGAACCUCCUAGUUUCGAUUUGUUUUCUUUCCAUAAUCGCCCUUCUGCUCGGCCUUCUGACGACACAGUGAGCCCAGAGACUCCUUGGCCUCAUUCCGGACCGAAGAGCAAUACCCAGGGUAUGCUGUCAAGUAUGAUGAAUUUCUAUACUAUGGCCAAAUCGAGCAGGGCACACGACGACAACGCCAUGCGAUCGACAUUCUCAGACUCUGACUACGAGGAUAGACCUGGACUCCGACGGGACGACUCUGAAUAUUCGCAGUGCUCAAUUGGCUCUGAUAUUCUCGAACCUGAUGAUCCUAGAGUAACUGGCAAAAAAUUAUCUCAGAUUCACGACCAAGGCGAUCUUGAGAAGAAUACUUUGCGCCAAAUGGACUAUAAAACUCGGCGCAAGCACAUUCAGCGCAUUCGCAUCGAGUUCAAUGUAUCUUCCAUGAAAAACAGGCAUGAAUUCUUGCUGAAGCUUGCUCGGGCAUUGAUGACUUUUGGGGCGCCUUCACACAGGAUCGAGUCCCAGCUGAUCGCAGCUGCCAGAAUCUUGGAGGUUGAAGCAGAAUUUAUUCAUUUACCUGGUAUCAUCAUUUCUUCGUUUGGUGAUCAGGACCUUGGGUGUUCUGAGACUCAUUUUGUGAAAUGCGGUGGAAGGCUCUCCCUUGGGGCUCUUCACAAAGUUCACCUGAUAUAUCGCUCUGUGGUACAUGACGAGAUAAGUGCAAAGCAGGCUACUGAACAAUUAGAGGCACUGUUGUCCGCCCCGCCACCGUAUUCCAAGGUCUUUCGUUGCUUCCUAGCUUUUUGUCUCGCGGCGUUGAUCUGCCCACUUGCCUUUGGGGGAUCUUUCGUUGACAUGUGGAUAGCAGGUUUGGCAGCCUUUUUUCUGUCCUAUUUACAGCUUCAGGUAGCACAGAAAAGUGCAUUGUAUGCAAAUGUAUUUGAGAUUACAAUAUCGAUUAUCGUCUCAUUCAUUGCAAGAGGGCUCAGCAGCAUCCGAAGCCAGAUAUUCUGCUAUACCGCUAUAUCUUCCUCUGGCAUCAUUGGUAUUUUGCCUGGUUACCUUAUAUUGAGCAGUUCUCUUGAGCUGGCUUCAAAGAACAUCGUAUGUGGGAGCGUCAAAAUGGUAUACGCGUUGAUAUACACGCUGUUUCUUGGCUUCGGUUUACAAAUAGGAAAUGAUUUUUACCUCUUGUUCGAUCCCACUGCUCGUCGCCAUCUUGAUGAACUUGCCGCAAAUCUUAGCUCCACUGUUGUGUUGACCGGAUCCUGGCUCUCCGACAAUAUCACUGACGGUUCUGCGAUUCCUCUGAACGGAACUUGGACGUUCUCCCAUACGGUUAUGCCCCAAGAACAGGACAUUUAUGAAGGAUGCUAUCGACCGAAACGAUUCCCUUGGUACCUUCAACCAUUUCCAUUUUGGACGUCAUUUCUCAUCGUCCCUUUGUUUUCUACAAUCUCUUCCCUUGCCAACUUGCAGCCAUUAUGGACUAUUGGCGCAUUCACGGUGGGGCUGCUCGGCAACAUAUAUUCUCGUCGAAUGGGGGGAACUGCCUUCACGUCCAUGGUAACAGGAGUCCUUUUUCUAGUUCCAUCGGGAUUGUCCCAAGCAGGAGGCAUCACUGCCAAUGGAAACGGGAUCGACAUUGGGGGGGCCAUGAUUGCUGUGACAAUUGGGAUCACUGUAGGACUUUUCAUGAGCCAGGCAUUGGUGUACACCUUUGGAUCCCGGAAAAACGCUGCAGUCUUCUCUUUCUAA
Messenger RNA from Psilocybe cubensis, 2757 nucleotides. RefSeq lists its product as uncharacterized. Bases 1 to 2757 code for a protein of 918 amino acids. The record is from RefSeq and is a predicted model, not a curated record. Gene Ontology annotation, biological process: transmembrane transport. Gene Ontology annotation, molecular function: transmembrane transporter activity. The transcript is spliced from 19 exons. NCBI's taxonomy places the organism in Eukaryota, Fungi, Basidiomycota, Agaricomycetes, Agaricales, Agrocybaceae.